CUCGUGCUUGUUCUCGAUUUGUAGUUAUAGUGCAGUGACCAUUUUCUUUUAAAUUUGUCGAUUUACGUACAAUGGCAGAAGCUGAUCAUGGAUAUUUCUUAAGCGGCCAAUUUAACGACAUUAGCGAAAACUUAUUAGAUCCAUUACGAAAAUCAUUUUGUGAUUGCAUCGAGAACUUGAAUAACCAAAAAGUUGAUGUACAGUAUCAUCAAGAAUCGACGCAAUUUAAAGGAAAACGUGGCUCGGAUGUUUGUCUUAACUUGCAGACAGGAUUUGUCGUCCAAACAACUGUUAGUGAGAAAGAAUUAUUAAUUAAUAUUUGCUACAAUGACUAUAUUCCGUCGCCGAGACAAAACUUUGCAGAGGAGUAUGAAAAGCAACGCGAAUGGAGUUUGUCAUACUUUUUGUCUCAGUUAAAGGACGGUCGAGAUGAAUUUAGAGAGAGUUAUAUUUGUGAUAUUUUAUUUCAUCCUGCAGUUUCAGAAUUAAAUCACAUUCAUCAAUGUAACAUUGCGUUUAAGUGUUUGGAAAACCAUUAUAAAAUUUAUGUAGACAGUACUAGCAUUAAAUAUUUAGAUUUGGAUUAUGUGGGAAAUCUUGAAAAAACUUUGUUAAAUGAUUAUAUCCAAGGCUGUGUUUAUAGUAGAGGCAAUAGUGAAAAGAUUUAUUAUCUCAAUGAACGCCUACUUAUGAUUAAUGAAACUCCAUGCCAACAAGACAAGUCUUGUUCAAAACAUCAGUACAGACUGUCGAUGCAGGAGCUGCAUAAAAAAAAUGAUAAUAAUUCAGUGUAUUCAUUUAUGACAUUGCGGUUACCAUUGCUUCAAUGUAUCAGCAUGGAUAUUACAGAAAAAACAAUUCAGUUAUUGUCACAAAUACCUUUUGAUUGCAACUUAAACAUAUCACUGCCUUAUGCUUUGAAAGAAAGUUGUUCAAUUGAUGCCAUCAAUAGCAAACACUUAGUUAUAAGUUUAUUACUUAAUAUACAUACCUUUAACGAUAUAAUGACUUCUGUUGUGAUCACUCAUGAAGAUAGUGGAGUUGAUAGUGACAUUGGUAGCCCAGAACAUAAAUAUAAUCAAAAUAAUAUGCGUGAUAGUAGGAAUAAUAUUAUUGAGCCAAUGAAAAAGUUCUUUGAUUCAAAUACAACAUACUUAUUUCCUAGUUUUAAUAUUAGUACUUCAGAUAAUGUUAUAAUGUUUGCUUUAAAUAUUAAAAAUAUUGAAGAAGAUAGCCUUACUUAUAUUUGCGUUAAAAAUUAUUUAUCUAUAAAAUGUUCAGGAAUUGACUGUUCCCGAUACGCUUUCAUUAUGAAAGUUGAUUUUGAAAUAUCAGAUAUUCAGACUGAAAUUUGGGAUAAUACUGUAACAAUUCAGUUCAAAGUGAAUGAUGCUAUGGAAAGUAAAGAUUCUUUGAUGUGUCCUGUUGUCCCCAUAUCAAAUAUUGAUUGUGGUAACACUAGCCCGAAUUCCCCCAACUAUCAGAAUAGCAUUACUUCUAAAAAUUUGAAAAAUUUAAACUUGACAAAAAGUAAGUGUAGGCCAAGAAAUAUUACUCCAAAUAAAGUAAGAAGUAUUUCAGAAAGUAGUGAAGAUACUGCAUUACUAAUGAAGCGCAAUGUAACUAUUAAAGGCAUUUUAAAAUGUUCUUCUAUGAGUCGGAGUGUGUCUGAAAGCAGUGUUGAUGAUCAUUUUGGAUUUUCAAUGUCUUUAGAUCAUGAUUUCAAUAGUUCGUUUGAAUUCACAUCCACUUCAUUGGAUCCUUGUAAGGAACAAGGUAGCUCUACAGAAGUUAUAAACAAAAAAACUGUUAGAUUCAAAGACGUUGUUGCCAAACAAAUUUUUAGAUCUAACUCGAGCAUUCUUGGGCAAAAGAAGAAGAAUCAGCGAAAGAAUAGAAACAAAAAACGGGCUCAUGAUCGAAGGAUGUCUGAAAGUGAAAACUCAGAAUCUGAAGAACAAGAUGAAGAUGAACAUUCUGUGGCUGUCCCAGAGCCAACCAAUGCAAUUGUUGUUGAAAAUAAUAAAUCAAAACAUUUGUCUUAUAUUAAAUUGGGGGACAAAUCACCGCAAAUUGAAUCCUCUCUUUCGAAGUUAUUUCAAUGCAUGUCACUUGUCUAUAGGCAAAAAUUGACAUCACCAAAAUGGAAUCGAUUCAAAGGCAUUAGGCUACGUUGGAAGGACAAAAUUCGAUUGAAUAAUGUAAUAUGGCGGUGCUGGCAUAUGCAAUUUAUCAUGAAACAAAAUAGUUUGGUUUGCCAAUUUGCAUCGCCUUUAGAUGUUGACACUCACAAUAAGCCAGAGGCUGUUGUAUUAGAAGGAAAAUAUUGGAAGAGAAAAUUGGCAGCCGUUACAGCAGAAUACAAAAAAUGGAGAAUGUUUUCACGUAGUAGAGUUGCGGGUAGUAGAGAUAAUUCAGAUUUGCCUGACAUUGAAUUUAUGGAAUGGGGUUUGCCACCUAUGAUGGUUGAUGAUGAUUAUAUGCAGUUAAUGAGUGAUACAUUAUUUUCUACUAUUAGCAAUCAGGCAUUUGCAUUUCCAGAUUCUAGGGAAAUUGCUCGAGGAGCAGGUCUCGCUGAUUUUAUUCAGCCUAGCUUAGGCCCCUUACAGCCGAACUUAGAGGAUUAUGUAGAUACAUUGCAGCCUUUACAAGAUCUUUUGUGUACAAAAUUGACACCAGUUCCGGAAGAAGUUUCUAUGGAUACUAGUAACACAAGUACUGUACCAUCCAAUAUGUUCAUGAAUAAUUAUCAAAAUAUGGAAUCUAUAAAUUACAAUAUACCAAACUAUGCUGUAAAUGUUCCUGUUCAAAAUAGACCAUCUUCAAGUCACACAAAGCUACCUCAUAAUGAGGUACUAAGAGAUACUAAUUCAUUCACAACAAUGAAUUAUAUGUACAAUACAAGUGUAUCAAACCUACAAAAUCAGACUAUGAUACCUGUGCAGCUGGAACAAAUGCAUUUUAUUAAUUCUGAUGCAAAUAUGAAUUUAGAAACUGUUAAUAAUGUUGUACCUGCUAUUUCUAUGACAAAUUUAAGCAAUAUGACCAUGAACAAUCAGCUGACGCAAAACAAUGUAGUGCCUAAUUUAAGUCAAAAUUUAAAUUUUAAUUCUAGGAAUAAUUUACAAAAGAUCGCACCAAACCCACUAGAUGCAAAGGAAUGCUUGCCCAAAUCAAAAAACUUGUCUGGCCAGCAAAUGAACAAUAUGGAUUUGAACAAAUCUCGACUGUGCAAUUCACAAAUGAAUUUAUCUUUUUAUGGAAAUAAUCAACAAAAUCUAAUGGUUUUAAAUAAUAAUACUAAUGAGCACAAAAGGGCCAGUGAUAAAAAGGGUAAAGAGAUGUAUAGAAGUAACAGCCUUCCAUUAAAUAGCACAUUGAAUUUACAAGAAGAGAUGUUUCUAAUUCCAAAGGCUAAUAUACAUAAGAGAUCUGCACCACAGCAUGCCAGCUCUGAACAAUUGCCACAGCACUUACAUUCAUCAAAUGAUUCAUUGAAUCAAAAUGCUUUGCUUGCUCGUCUUCUGACAAAUACCAAAACAUCUACAAUUUCAUGUAUCAACUCCAGUAAUAAUAUUCAACCAUGUUCAGUUCGAUUUACAGAUAAUGUGAUGCAAAAUAGUUCUAUACAGCCAAAUAAUCAGAUGUUUCCACCAUCGCCUGAAUCAUCUUCUUCAAUGAGUUUGGGUGAACCAUUAAGUCCAGUACUUUCUAUGCAACAAAGAGGCCAGCCUCGAGAAAUGAAGAGAACUGGUCAUAUACAUGCAGAACAAAAGCGCAGAUACAACAUUAAAAAUGGUUUUGAUGUAUUGCAUUCACUUAUACCUCAGUUGAAACAAAAUCCUUCAAAUAAGUUGAGUAAAGCUGCAAUGUUACAAAAAGGUGCUGAAUAUAUAAAACAACUUCAAAUUGAAAGAAAACUUUUGGAAGAUGAAAUAAUAUCCUUGAAGAAUCAAGCUGAGUCACUAAAUACUUCAAUCAGUAACUGCCAGUCAAUGCUGCCAGCUACUGGUGCUCCAGUUUCACGUCAAAGAACAAGCAGAAUACGAGAAAUGUUUAGAGAGUAUUUUUCUUUAUUGAUUGAGCCGUUAUUACUAACAUUUAACUCUUCUGUAUCAAUAACAAAUAUGCAAGAACUUACUAGGACUACAGUACAAUGGGUUGAUCAGCAUUGUUCUUUGGUUGAUUUGAGGCCAGGAGUAUUGAAUGCUUUAAGAUUACUCUGCACAACAACAGAUAUAUUAUCACAACCUGAACGUUUACCUGAACAAGCUAGAAAUGCUGCAAUCAAUCAGCAGCAAGAAUAUCGGUCAUGA
Ctenocephalides felis (cat flea) is the source of this 4316-nucleotide messenger RNA. RefSeq lists its product as uncharacterized. The transcript is spliced from 19 exons. Gene Ontology annotation, biological process: regulation of transcription by RNA polymerase II. Gene Ontology annotation, cellular component: nucleus. The coding region runs from base 72 to 4316 and encodes 1414 amino acids. NCBI's taxonomy places the organism in Eukaryota, Metazoa, Arthropoda, Insecta, Siphonaptera, Pulicidae. Gene Ontology annotation, molecular function: protein dimerization activity; RNA polymerase II cis-regulatory region sequence-specific DNA binding; DNA-binding transcription factor activity, RNA polymerase II-specific. The record is from RefSeq and is a predicted model, not a curated record.